AUGGGUUGUUGUCAAACACUUAAAACUAUCAGCAUGAUAAAAAGUGGUGGCCAAAGUACUUCUAGUCCAGUAAAAAAGCGAUCUCCUGGGAGUGGUGACAUAAAUACUAAUAACUCACCAAAUCAUUCAGCGAAUUUCAGAAUGCACCGAAAGCUUUUUGUUUCCCAUGUAAAAUGCCUUGCAACAGAAAAGUUCAAAAAUUUAGAAAAAAUUGGGACUGGAGGUUUUGGAAUGGUUUUUAAAGCUAUAUCUUCCAUAUAUAAAUAGUGAUUUUAAUUUGUAUAUUAAUUAAAAAUAGAUAUAAUUACGAUAAGAUAUAUAGAAAAAGAGACAGGAAUAGCCAGAGCUCUUAAAUUUAUCCCUAAAGAUAGUAUAAAUCAAGGCACAAUUUUUGAGGAAAUCGACAACUUAAAACAGCUUGUAAUUUCUAUUUAGGACCAUCCUAACGUUUUAUCAAUUAUACAAGUCAUAGAAGAGCCUGACAGACUUGCUAUUGUUACUGAGCUAUGCACAGGCCCCAAUUUGUAUGAAAAAAUUUCAAAGGCUCGAAUUUUUACUGAGAAUCAGGCUGCGAAUUAUAUGCAUCAGAUUUUUUCAGGUCUUCUUCAUUGUCAUAAAUCCGGUAUAAUCCAUAGAGACUUAUACUGCUUUACAUAAUUAUUUUUUUUAAUUUUUUUUAUUUUUAAAUACAAUAUUCAUAUAAUAAAGAAUAAAGCCAGAAAACCUGAUCUUUGAAAGCUCAAAUGAAUGCUCAUUACUAAAAAUUAUUGACUUCGGAACGUCUUGCAAAAACUGUAAAGUAAGCAGUAUAAAAGAGCUUGUUGGGACUGUAACGUCUAUUUAGCCAUAUUAUAUGUCACCUGAAGUAAUUAAUCAGAAUUAUACGAAAAAGUGCGACUUGUGGAGCUGCGGGGUGAUUUUAUAUAUGAUGCUCUCUGGAGUAGUGCCUUUUAAUGGUUAUAAUACACAUAUCAUUUACAAUAAAAUUAAGGAAGGAGAAUUUUCACUGGAAUAUGGAGUUUGAGAUAAAAUUUCAUAUGGCGCAAAAGAUUUAAUUAGGCAGCUUUUGAUUAAGGAUCCGAAUAAACGAAUUUCAGCAUCAAAAGCACUAAAUCACCCUUGGAUUCUGCAAGGAAUAAGAGGGGCAAUUGUAAAUAAACCGCUGAGUGUAAAUUUAGGCUAUAAAAAUAUUUAUAAAGCAUUAAAGAUAUAAAGAAUUCUUAGCGCUAAAGAAAUAUUCACCAAUUAAGGACAUAAAUAUAUACCAAAUUGUAUAAAAUUAAAUCAAAGAAAAAUUUUUUUUAUUAAUUAAAAAUCAAGAAAAUUUAAUUAUAAUUUUUAUUAGAAAUUUUAUUAAAUAGGCAUAAUUUCAAGGCUUCAAAGCUAUACAGGUGCCAACGCAUUAAAACAAGCCACUCUCAGAUACAUAGCUAGUCAUUUAAUGGAGGAAGAAAAGAGCAGAGAAUUGAACCAAGCUUUUGUAAAAAUUGACAAAGAUGGAGAUGGAAAGCUGAAUAAAACUGAGAUUCGUGAGGCCUUAAAGCAGCUUAAAUUAGAUAAGCUCUAUAAUGUGAAAGAAAUUAUGGAUAAGUGCGAUGUUGAUAGAACUGGGUUUAUUGAUUAUACAGAGUUUAUUACUGCAGCUAUGGACUGAAAUAAAGAAUUAUACCUUUUAAACAUAAAAAAAGUCUAUUAUUAUAGCCUGUUUUUUUAAUUAAAUUUUUAAAAAAAUCAUUUUUAUUAAGAAUAUCAACCGAUCGAUUGAUUUCUGCCUUCAAAAUCUACGACUCUGAUGGAAAUGGAUGCAUUUCAUUAGAUGAAAUAAUUAAUUUCAUGGGUGAAGGCCUAUCAGAAAACGCUGAAAAAGUUUUCAGAGAAGCAGACACAAAUGGUGAUGGGGUUAUUGAUAUAAACGAAUUUAUAACUUUAGUCACAGGAAGAAAUUUGCAGUUUGGUAUUGAUAUCAGUACCCAAGCUGUAUAA
Blepharisma stoltei is the source of this 1983-nucleotide messenger RNA. NCBI's taxonomy places the organism in Eukaryota, Ciliophora, Heterotrichea, Heterotrichida, Blepharismidae. The record is from the annotation of a GenBank genome assembly.